CCUGGGCGAGCGCCGUCUGGGACCUGGACUUCACGGAGGCGGAACCGCUGGACCCCCGGCUGGCCGAGGAGAUCGCGGGAGAGGGGCCGGAGGCUUUCACCGGGCUCUACCGGUCGCUGUCGCCGUUUGCUGCAGGGGGCCGUGAGGACCGGGAGAACGUCUGGAGCCUGUUUGCUGAGAGCGGCGUCUCCGCCAGCGCGCUCGUGGCCGUGUGGCACCACUUCGUGCAGGCGGGCCAGCACAAGCGAGCCCCCGCGCAGCAGAGGGUCUGCGCUCUGCGGGCGGCGGGGCUGUACUUCCUGCUGCUGGAGGUCCCAGGCAGCAUAGCCAACCAGCUGUUCCAUCAAGUGAUGUUUGAUAAAUGUCUUCACACCCUGACAAAAUGUUGGCCUCAAGAACCAGAUCUGGUGAGGAAAAGAAAGAAGAUGCACACUCAGAGCUCUCAGACCAGCGGCAGAAGAAGUAGAAAGAAAGGAAAACCGUGCAGGAAUGGCAAUACACUGGAAGAGGAGGAGGAAGAGGAGGAGGAGGAUUGUGAAAAUGUUUACUUCUCAACGGAUGAUCUUCUUCAAGUUCGCAACUCCAUCUUCCUUCUUCUGAAAAACUUCCUAAGACUUCUACCGAAGUUCUCCCUCAAAGAAAAACCUCAGUGUGUGCAGAACUGCCUGCAGAUCUUUGUUGAAAUGACAACCUUUGAGCCGGCGGUACGCAAGCUCCAGUUCUCAGCAGCCAUGAAUGUCAACGAAGCCAAGUGCGUUCCUGAGCUGGCCUAUCAUGGACUUCGGUUACUGUGUUCCCCUCUCCAUGGUGCACGGGAUAAGAUUCUUCGCUGUGUCUUCCAGCGGAUCCUCAAUGUCAUUCUUAUGCUGGAAAGUGGUGUGGGUUCCAGACCCGCAGUCCUUGCCAUCACGUCGGCUGUGAUCGGUGCCAGGAAUCAGGCUAUAAAAUUCAUCAGUUCUCUGGUAGAUGAGCUGAAAGAAGCUGUUUUUCCCAUUCUUCGAAUAUUGCUGCAACAUAUCUGUACCAAGGUCCCAGAUAAGGCUGACUAUCGCACGCACGCUGCGCAGGCCUUGGUGACUUUGCUGAAUCAACUCCCUUGCGUAGAGUUUGCCGACUUCAUCGCUUGGCUUUAUAAAUACUCACGCAACACGAAGAUUGCCUACAGAGUGUUUGCUCUUGACGUCGCCUUGGCUUUGUUGGAUGUGCCGGAGAGGAGCUCGGACAGCUCCUUGUCCCUGGAUCGUCAGAAUUUCCUAAAGCAUAAGUUUUUAGUACAGGUCAUGGUGUUUGGCCGGUGUUCGGACAAAGCACCCGUGGUCCGUAGCAAAGCUUUAAGCAGCUUUGCCCACUGUCUCGAAAUGAAAGCUGCUGCUACCUUGGAGAGCAUACAGGACUUGGUGCAAACCUGUGACCAUACAGUCUUGGAAGCAAACACAAAGACUGCGAGUUCGAUAGACAGUGCGGAAGCUCUGUCCAGCCAUCCACUGAAGACCUUACCGACCUUCAAAACCAUUGAGUUGACAGACAGCAGUGAUACUACUGCGCUUGAUGGAAAAGAAAUCAUGGCCAUGCUGAGACUGAGAGCCGGGGAUGAGAAAACCAACGUGAGGAAAUCUGCUCUCCAGGUGUUUGUGAACAUCCUGAAGCACAAGGUGGUCCCUUGCACUGCAGAAGACUUGUCCGCUCUUCAAGACCGGUGCCGGGACCCGGCUGUUUCUGUGCGGAAGCAGGCCUUGCAGUCUGUAACGGAGCUCCUGGUGUCUCAGCACAACAAUGUUCUGGUGCAGAAGGCCUGGUUAAAUGGUGUGGUGCCUGCUGUGAUGGACGCUGAAAGUUCUGUCCAAGAAAAGGCCUUGGAUUGCCUUGAUCAGCUCUUGUUGCAACAUAUAAAAUACUAUAACAAAUUCAGGAGUGAAGAUGGGAAGCAGGCCCUAGCGUGGGAUCUCCUUACCCUCUUGACUUCAGAGAGCCAGGAGCUGAACCGUUACUUGAACAAAGCUUUUCACAUGUGGUCCAAACAGAACAAGUUCACCUCCACUUUCAUUAGCGAUGUCAUGUCUCAUGUGGAAACGGAGCAUGCCGUAGCGGCUUGGAUGUUGCUUGCUAAGGUGGCGGGUUCUUCACCCAAGCUGAAUUAUUCCAAGAUCAUUGAAUCCUGGGACCAUGUCAGCAGGCAGCCCAACGUGAGCGUUGAUACUACGGCACACAUCCUGUGUGUCAUGGGUCACGUUGCAAAGCACCUCCCCAAAAGCACCUGUGAGGGGCUGAUCGAUAAUAUCAAGUGCUGGCUGAGGGAGUCUCAGUGUCCCUUGGAGGUGAUCAGCCCAGCUGUAGAAACUCUGCAGAAGCUCUGCCACGCGUACGCAGAUGUGCUGGAGGAGGCACAGGAGCUGCUCAACCAGGUGUGUGGAGAUUUAGUAUCCACCUGUGAAAGCUAUAUUUCGAAUGUAGUCCUCACGGAGGAUGGAGCGGAGCAGCUGCGCGAAGAUCUGCUGGUGAGGCACCUCUUCAUCCUGGGUGAGGCUGCACAGCUCUGUCCCGCCAAAGUGGAGAAACGCAUCUUCCUUUUGGUUCAGUCCAUCCUGGCUGCUUCUGUCAACGAGGACCCAUAAGAUAAGGAAAUUGCCGCUUCUCAGCCACUGUCCCAGUUCAGAGGAUCAGCCAUGCCUCCAGUGGUCAGAGCUCACGCGUUCGUGACUCUAGGUAAACUGUGUUUACAGCAUGAGGAUCUGGCAAAGAAAUGCAUUGCAGCUCUGGCUCGAGAACUGGAGGUGUCACGUGAUGUGGCUGUUCGCAAUAACGUUGUCAUCGUGAUGUGUGACCUGUGCAUCCGCUACACCUCCAUGGUGGACAGAUACGUUCCCAACAUUUCGCUGUGCCUGAAGGACCCAAAUCCCUUCAUCCGUAAGCAGACGCUGAUCCUGCUCACCAACCUUCUGCAGGAGGAAUAUGUGAAAUGGAAAGACUGUCUCUUCUUCCGUUUCAUCAGUGUCUUGGUGGAUCCAAAUCCAGAGAUUGCCAGGUUUGGAGAGUUCUGCUUGGUGCAUCUCUUGCUGAAGAGGAAUCCAGUAAUGUUCUCCCAACACUUCAUUGAGUGCAUCUUCCAUUUCAAUAGCUAUGAGAAACACGAGAAGUACAACAGGUUCCCCCAGAGCGUGCGGGCGAAGAAUCUCUUCUCUCUGAAGGGAAAAGAUAACAAAGAAAAAAGGAUGCUUAUCUAUAGGUUCCUGCUCGACCACUUCACAGACGAGCAGAGGUUCAGCAUCACAACAAAGAUCAGCCACAGCAUCCUAGCGUGCUUUGUGGAUGAGAUCCUUCCGUUGGACUUGGAGGCCAGUGAGCUCCUCUCAGAUACAUUCGCAGUCCUUAGCUGCAAAGAAAUCAAGCUAUCGACGAUGAGAUCAAAACCCGACGAAGAGGUUCAGCCUGACGAAGAUGAAAUGGCGAUGGCCCAGGCUGUCAUGCAGGCGGCGCAGAAAAAGCUCAUCUCGCAGGUUCAAAAGAAGAACUUUGUAGAAAACAUCAUCCCGAUAAUCACAUCACUGAAGUCUUUGAUGGAGCAGAAGAGGAUCCCAGCUCUUAGGGACCUUAUGAACUACUUGCGGGAAAUGAUGCAAGAUUACCGAAACGAAAUCAAAGACUUCUUUGCUGUGGACAAGCAGCUGGCAGCCGAGCUGGAGUACGAUAUGAAGAAGUAUGAAGAGCAGCUGGCCAGGGAGAAGGAGUCGGACCAGGAGCAGGGCUCGGUGGUGCGGGCGGAGCAACCUCCCUCUUUGGAGACAGCUGUACCUUCUGGUGGCUGGAAUAAUAAUGCUCCGUCUCCUCGAAGUGGGAGACAGUCCUUGCCACCGGGAUCAAGUCUUUCCUCUGUGCCUCCCGAGUUUACCACACCUGAUGGUCUGAAACAGCCGUUACUCCGUCGCAGGCCAGCAUCCUUAAGCACACUGGCCAUCCUGAACUCUGCCAGGGAAGCAAUGGAAGCCAGAAGCAAGCAACGCAGCAGGAGCGUGGGAGGAAGUUCAUCGGCCGUGUCGCUUCCACCAAGCACGACUGGCAGCAAGCAAGUAUCCUUUCAAAGCCUGAAUCAACAGUCAACCAGAGAAAAUGUUCCUGGGGUGGGCCGCGCAAUCAGCACGCCAGAUCAGACCAUUAAUGACUUGACUUUCGGCGCUGGGGUCAGUUACAUCAGCUUGACGCGCACACCGGAUUCAGCGCCAGGGAAUAAAGAGGCUGAGGAUGAGCCAAGAGAUAUUAUCUGUUUGACACCACCGGAGAAACCCCUGACCCUGCCACGGAAGUGGGAAGUAGAAUCCCCAGCAAGGAAAAAAAGCAGCCGGCCCGUUCCUCUGAGAUGGUACCCACGGAGAACUCCCCUGAAACCAGACAACUGA
Molecule: messenger RNA, 4391 nt
Organism: Leptosomus discolor (cuckoo roller)
Lineage: Eukaryota; Metazoa; Chordata; Aves; Leptosomiformes; Leptosomidae
Source: RefSeq, a predicted model, not a curated record